AUGUUCAAAGACAGGCUCGAACGGUUCUUCGUCCUUUCUAUGUCCUUUGUCCCUUUCUUUAAGAAUUCGUGGCGGCUUCCCAACUUUAAAAGUCGGAUGCUGAAGACCGGGUUCAUCACAGUUGUUUGGUUGCUUCUAGUGGUUGCCUUUCUUGACUAUUCUUUCAACGGACAUAUUGGUCGCUCGAUAGAGCCAAGUGCCGAAGAAAAGGAGAUUCAACCUGAUCAAGACUGGCAUUCUCUCCUUCCCCAAAAAAUGUGGCAGAUAUACCUUGCGCCCCCGACCGCCAAUAAGACCAGUUUUCAAAUCGACCCUCAGAAUCUUGUCGACACCGGCUCUUGGCUCGCUCACAACCCCGAAUACGAAUACGUUUUGGUUGGAGACAAAGGCGCCGAAUCACUUGUGCGCCAACAUUUUAUGGGAAAUCCAACCCUAUUGAGGAUAUUCAGAGAGCUGCAAAAUACCGGAAUGAAGUCCGAUUUGCUGAGGUACCUGAUACUUUCAAAACAAGGCGGCGUUUACUCGGAUAUUGAUACGGUAAACCUGAAGCCGAUUGAUCAAUGGGUGCCUGAAGGUUAUCAGAAAAACGUUCGCGUGGUUAUAGGGGUAGAAUUCGACCGUCUUGAUGGGGGAAAUUGGGGCGAGGUUCAUCCCGACCUGCAAUUCUGCCAGUGGACCAUUGCUGCGACUCCUGGACACCCUUUAUUCAGCUACAUGAUAGACUGGGUAAUUUCAGCACUAGAGAUUUUCAUGGAGGGACGGCAAACAACAUUUUCGGAACUUAAAGUCAAAUCAGCUGAAGUUAUGAAAAUGACUGGUCCAGCUGCUUGGACGGACGCUGUAUUCCGGCAGCUGCAGCAGUAUGAGCCAGAUUUGACGUCAUUAAGGAAUUUGAGUGGACUAGUGCAGCCGAGACUCAUAGGUGAUAUUUUGAUCUUCCCAAUUGACGGAUUCGGAAUGGGUCAGCCGCAUUCGAAUAGCACAAGGGACGGGUCAAUUCCGGAGGAGGCGUUGGUACAGCAUAAAUUCCGAGGAUCAUGGAGGCACAAUGACAUGUCAUAA
This is a messenger RNA of Penicillium cinerascens, 1062 nucleotides long. RefSeq names its product glycosyltransferase family 32 protein. Gene Ontology annotation, molecular function: alpha-1,6-mannosyltransferase activity. The record is from RefSeq and is a predicted model, not a curated record. Gene Ontology annotation, cellular component: mannan polymerase complex. Gene Ontology annotation, biological process: protein N-linked glycosylation. Bases 1 to 1062 code for a protein of 353 amino acids. The transcript has a single exon. NCBI's taxonomy places the organism in Eukaryota, Fungi, Ascomycota, Eurotiomycetes, Eurotiales, Aspergillaceae.